Molecule: messenger RNA, 2999 nt
Organism: Medicago truncatula (barrel medic)
Lineage: Eukaryota; Viridiplantae; Streptophyta; Magnoliopsida; Fabales; Fabaceae
Product: potassium transporter 7
Exons: 10
Coding region: 130-2679 (849 amino acids)
Biological process (GO): potassium ion transmembrane transport
Cellular component (GO): plant-type vacuole; vacuolar membrane
Molecular function (GO): potassium ion transmembrane transporter activity
Source: RefSeq, a predicted model, not a curated record
CAUACUUUUGUUCCUGUUUUUUUUAACAUUAAAAAAUGGGGCAAUUGUUGAAUUCAUACAAAUAUUCCAUUUGAAACAAAUUUUCAGUUACAACAACUAUCUUCAUCUUCUUCAAUCAUUCUGCUUCCAAUGGAAAACCUUAGAAACAACAAUUCAAUGACGGAAGAAGAAGACGAUCCCGGAAGUGCAUUAUCCUUCGACUCAACCGAAUCAAGAUGGGUUUUUCAAGAAGACGAGGAUCCAUCUGAGAUCGAGGAUUACGAUGCUUCUGAUAUGCGCCAUCAAUCUAUGUUUGAUUCUGAAGAUGAAGAUAAUGCUGAAAUGAAGCUUAUUCGUACUGGUCCUAGAAUUGAUUCGUUUGAUGUUGAAGCUCUUGAGGUUCCUGGUGCUCAUACUCAUCACUAUGAGGAUAUGACCACGGGAAAGAAAAUUGUGUUGGCUUUUCAAACUCUUGGUGUUGUCUUUGGUGAUGUUGGAACAAGCCCAUUAUAUACCUUCAGUGUUAUGUUUAGAAAGGCACCUAUUAAUGACAAUGAAGACAUUCUUGGAGCAUUAUCACUUGUCUUGUACACUUUAAUCUUGAUUCCUUUCCUCAAAUAUGUUCUUGUCGUUCUCUGGGCCAAUGAUGACGGCGAAGGUGGUACAUUUGCAUUGUAUUCCUUGAUUUGUCGAAAUGCUAAGGUGAAUCUUCUUCCCAAUCAGUUGCCGUCAGAUGCCCGUAUAUCAGGCUUUAGGCUAAAGGUUCCGUCUGCUGAGCUUGAAAGGUCUUUAAAACUCAAGGAAAGGCUGGAGUCUUCAUUCACUCUGAAGAAGAUUCUGCUAUUAUUAGUUCUUGCUGGUACUUCUAUGGUGAUAGCUAAUGGGGUUGUUACACCAGCAAUGUCAGUACUAUCAUCUGUUAAUGGCUUGAAGGUUGGGGUAGAUGCAAUUCAACAAGAUGAAGUGGUGAUGAUUUCUGUUGCUUGCCUUGUCGUUUUGUUCAGUUUACAGAAGUAUGGAACAAGUAAAGUUGGGCUUGCUGUAGGACCUGCAUUGUUUAUAUGGUUCUGUUCUCUUGCGGGCAAUGGUGUAUACAAUCUUGUCAAAUAUGACAGCAGCGUUUUUAGGGCUUUUAAUCCUAUUCACAUCUAUUAUUUCUUUGCAAGGAAUUCAACUAAAGCAUGGUAUUCUCUUGGGGGCUGUCUUCUGUGUGCAACUGGCUCUGAAGCCAUGUUUGCAGAUCUUUGCUACUUCUCUGUUCGAUCAGUUCAGAUUACAUUUUUAUUUCUUGUUUUGCCGUGCCUAUUAUUGGGUUAUUUGGGUCAAGCUGCAUACCUUAUGGAACACCAUGCUGAUGCUGGUGAAGCCUUUUUUUCUUCUGUUCCAAGUGGUGCAUUCUGGCCAACUUUUCUCAUCGCCAACAUUGCUGCACUAAUUGCAAGUCGGACUAUGACAACAGCUACAUUUUCUUGCAUAAAACAGUCAACUGCUCUUGGUUGUUUCCCUCGACUUAAAAUAAUUCACACCUCUCGUAAAUUUAUGGGUCAAAUCUAUAUCCCUGUCAUAAACUGGUUCCUGUUGGCUGUUUCUCUGGUGUUCGUCUGCACUAUAUCCAGCAUUGAUGAGAUUGGAAAUGCAUAUGGCAUUGCUGAGCUGGGGGUGAUGAUGAUGACCACCAUUUUAGUUACUCUUGUUAUGCUUCUUAUAUGGCAGAUGCACAUCAUCAUAGUGAUGAGUUUCCUGGGAGUCUUCUUGGGUUUAGAGUUGGUUUUCUUUUCAUCGGUUUUGUGGAGCAUAACAGAUGGAAGUUGGAUUAUAUUGGUCUUUGCUGCAAUUAUGUUUUUUAUAAUGUUCAUAUGGAACUAUGGAAGCAAGCUCAAGUAUGAAACUGAAGUCAAACAAAAGUUGUCACCGGAUUUAAUGCGAGAAUUGGGCUGCAAUCUUGGGACAAUACGAGCUCCUGGAAUUGGUCUACUUUAUAAUGAGUUAGUCAAAGGAAUUCCAGGAAUUUUUGGGCAUUUUCUAACGACACUUCCAGCAAUACAUUCCAUGAUAAUAUUCGUGAGUAUCAAGUACGUUCCAGUUGCUAUGGUGCCUCAAAGUGAAAGGUUUCUAUUUCGGCGUGUUUGCCAAAGAAGCUAUCAUUUAUUUCGUUGUAUUGCCAGGUAUGGUUACAAAGAUGCUCGCAAAGAAAAUCACCAGGCUUUUGAACAGCUUCUAAUGGAGAGCUUAGAGAAGUUUAUACGUCGCGAGGCACAGGAGAGAUCACUGGAAAGUGAUGGGGAUGAGGAUACUGAAUUGGAGGACGAGUACGCUGGUUCUAGAGUUCUCAUAGCUCCAAAUGGAAGUGUUUACUCACUUGGUGUUCCCCUUCUGGCUGAUUUUAAUGAAUCAUUCAUGCCCAGUUUUGAACCCAGCACAUCAGAAGAGGCAGGCCCUCCGUCUCCCAAACCCCUUGUGCUCGAUGCAGAGCAACUUCUGGAAAGAGAGUUAUCUUUUAUACGCAAUGCUAAAGAAUCUGGAUUGGUUUAUCUUCUUGGUCAUGGAGAUAUAAGGGCAAGGAAAGACUCUUGGUUUAUUAAGAAGCUAGUUAUAAACUAUUUUUAUGCCUUCCUGAGAAAGAACUGCAGAAGGGGGGUCACAAAUUUAAGCGUACCGCAUUCACAUCUAAUGCAGGUUGGAAUGACUUACAUGGUUUGACUUUGACCAUCAAUUUUGCAAUCCAAUAAUAUCCCCGCAUUGAACAUCGUUCCAGCUCUACCUUUGGAAAUUGUUUCAACUUUCCUUAUGAGCAUGAGCAUGUGCCGCGGAUAUAUGGAAUUGAAAUAGGCCAAGAACAGAAAUAGACAGAUACAUGUAGAAUUUGGACAAAAAAAAGAUAUAUGUAAAAUUAUAUUAUCAAAAGAAAAAAGAACCUGCAAAUGGCUAUGCACACAUUUCCUUAUGAGUAUGAAUAUGUUUAACAGAGUUUUGUACAUGGGAAGACCUAUCUAGACUAAUUUUAUUUUCAUUUGCAUUAA